This is a messenger RNA of Aspergillus versicolor CBS 583.65, 928 nucleotides long. It is a transcript of the gene atp4, whose product is annotated as F1F0 ATP synthase subunit 4. Lineage: Eukaryota; Fungi; Ascomycota; Eurotiomycetes; Eurotiales; Aspergillaceae. Gene Ontology annotation, biological process: proton motive force-driven ATP synthesis. Bases 1 to 735 code for a protein of 244 amino acids. Gene Ontology annotation, molecular function: proton transmembrane transporter activity. The transcript has 4 exons. The record is from RefSeq and is a predicted model, not a curated record.
AUGGCUUCGCGUGUGGCUAAGAGCGCCAUUGGCGUUACCCGGCUGCGGCCGACCCUUCCUUCGCGCAACGUCGCUGCCAUCACGGCCAACCUCUCCGCAACUCGCUCUGCUUCCAACGUCCCUACCGAAGACCCCAAGCAGAAGGCUCAGUCGAUCCUCGACGCCCUCCCCGGAAACUCGCUGGUCUCCAAGACCGCCAUCCUCUCUGCCACCGCCGGUCUCUCCGUCGCCGCCAUCAGCAACGAGCUCUACGUGAUGAACGAGGAAACCGUUGCCGCCUUCUGUUUGCUCAGCGUUUUCACUGCUGUUGCCAAGUACGGCGGUCCUGCUUACCGCGAGUGGGCUGAGGGUCAGGUUCAGAAGCACAAGGACAUCCUGAACGCUGCCCGUGCCGACCACACCAACGCCGUUAAGCAGCGUAUGGACAACGUCAAGGAGCUCUCUGGUGUUGUUGACCUCACUAAGCAGCUCUUUGCUGUUUCCAAGGAAACCGCCCAGCUUGAGGCUCAGGCCUACGAGCUUGAGCAGCGUACCGCUCUUGCAACUGAGGCCAAACAGGUCCUUGACUCGUGGGUUCGCUACGAGGGCCAGGUCAAGCAGCGCCAGCAGCGUGAGCUUGCUGAGAGCGUUAUUGGCAAGAUCCAGAAGGAGCUCGAGAACCCCAAGACUCUCCAGCAGAUUCUCAGCCAGAGCGUUUCUGACGUUGAGCGCAUUAUGUCCUCCAAGGCCCAGUAAAUGGAGUUUGCUUGAUGGCGUUGCUGCCAUCAACUCAUGUACAAAUUAAGACCUGUUUCUGUGCUAAAUUAGACAUAUCAAUACCAUCUUGAUCUACAAGUUUCGAAGAAUCUUGUACCUGCCGAGUUUGGGGUUUUGUACAUCACAUGUGCCUCGUAAAGUUGUAAAGUAGACCACCGUUUUUCUGAGCCAU